AUCAAAAAUUCGAACAGUCUGCGGUCUCGUCUUGCGCUUUCGUAGUGCCGGCCUGUGGUUUUGCGAAGAAGUGUAAAUUUGCGCAGACUUUGCAAGAAGGACAUUGCAGAAAUAAUGGCUGAGGCAACUGAAGGCGCCAGCAAUGUCCAGGUAGAUCCGGCUGUAGUGGACCGGUUGUUGCUGCAGGGUGCCACCCUAGUGUUUUUGGACGUGCCACCCGGCACCGAGUUUGGCCUUGACAUGUCCACAAACGUGGUUGGGGACAAGUUUCGGGGCGUUAAAUUAAUUCCUGCAGGCUUGCAUUUUGUGCACUACAGCGCCGUGAGCAAGACUGGCACAGCUGCACCCCGCACUGGCUUCUUCCACUACUUUGAGAAAGGCGAAAUGCUCGUCAAGAAGUGGGACAAAGCCACUGAGGACAUAUCGCCAGAGCCAGUGGAGAAGGACGAGGUGGAGCGUCUGCGCUGUAACUUGAGAGGCGACCUGGACCAGUACCUGGCUGUGUUUGCGUACGCCGAGUGGCGCCGCUGGAUUUCCCUCACAAAGCACGUCAGCAGGGGAGUGCUGGAGCGGCUGCAGCCCGAGAGGAGUGUCAUCUAUUCGGCCACGCCUUUUGAGCCGCUCGACUUCUGUUCGCGUCGAGGUGGCGACCUGGCCUCGGUCGAUUCCAGGGGUGACUGUGGCGAGGACAUCAGGCUGUCCGAGAGGGCCAGGGAGCUGCUCGAGCUGAAAGAGGUGCCCGAGUGCAGGAUACGUUACACAGAGAUCCCCAAGAAGAGGCACCCGAGUGACUCGACACCAGCGGAGAUCACCAAGCACGGUAUGGACUCGAGCUAUGUGUUGGAGCAGCUGCUAGCUACCUGGCCGCACAAGGAGGACCUGCUGGGUGAACUGCAGUUUGUGUUUGUGUGCUUUCUGGUGGGGCACGUCUAUCCGUGCUUUGAACAAUGGCAGAAACUCGUGCGCAUCUUCUGCACGAGCAGCGAGGCCAUCGACCGGCAUCCAGAUCUCUUCAGCAACCUGGUCUCCGUGUUGCACUUUCAGCUGCGCGAGGUCCCCUGCGACUUCUUUGUUGACAUUGUGUCCAGAAAGAACUUUCUCACCGAGGCCCUGGCCUCGCUCUUCCGAAACAUCGCAGAGUCUAAUCUGCCCGACGAUUCACCGACGACGUUAAAGAUGAAGGCCAACCGUUUCAAGAUAAGUUUGACCAAGUUGAUGGGCUGGAGCUUCGAGCAAGAAGUGCCCGAGGAAGAAUGUCCUGUUGUGGUGGAAUUGCCGGGCGGAAACUGAAACGCUGUGACUGUGAGGACAACAACAUGUGGGAAAGAAUGGAGUUUCACAGACAUGCCAAUUUAGGAACAGGAAAGCUAUCAGCUACCUCUUGUUCUGUUCUACUAUCUUGAAAUGUUGGCUUGACAUGUGAUAGUGUUAAUUCAGAAAUGGGGCACUACCACUAUGACUCUGGUUUGCAAACUACUCGAGUGGCAUGCUACAAUUUCUUGGAGAUUGGGUCAGUGUGUAAUCGAUGAACAAGACUAAGGUGGCUGGUCAGCUGGCUCAUUAGAAAUGCCGUAAAUGCAUGUGUAACUAUGCAGAGUAGUACUGGUACAGAAGAUAUGACAAAUGUUUGUGACACAUCUGCUGGUAAUUUGUGUAUGUUAUCACCUUUUAUGUGUUUUAUGUGCCGAACACUUUGGCUAAAAUUCUUCAAAGUGCUAGACAAAAGUAGCUUUCUAUUGAAAGUAAUUUCUAUUGGAAGCACAUUUUUAGUGUGCGCACUGCUAAGCAGUUGGUGGUGAUUCAAUUCUUGACAUUGCGAGUGAUUUUAACCAUUGGCUGUAUACAUGUAGUACUGGACAGAAAUGACACACUUUUAUGUAAAAGAGAGUGGUUUUCUAUAAACAAGCUUUUCUUCUAAAGCAUCAGCAAUGCAGUUUGAAGACUAAGGCAAUAAUAAACAAAAAAAACAAACAAAAUAAUGUUUGGGUAAGUGUAAAAAAAAGCCUUCACAGAGGAUAAGAAGUGUUGAAUCAAGAAGCAGGAAUUUUUUCUUCUUUUUGAGGUGACAGUACCAUGAAGCACGCCAGUAUCCGAUUUGCGAUAUGGCAGUGCUUUUCAUUGCUGUAACUGUGCUUGCAGGCUGCUGAUGCAUUUGUCAUUCGACAUUGAAUGAAAAGUUUGAGUGAGAGUCCAUUUGUCAUUGUGUUUUCAUUAUUUCACGAUUCCACUUUGCUAAAAAUCUUUUCAUGACACAGAGUAUUACAAAGAGGAACUUGUGGGAACCUCAUUCUAAUCAAGUAUGGCAGUACUGCACAAACAAGUGCCUUCGAUCCAUCCCCAUAAAUGUGUGCUACCCCAAAUGAGCAGUACUUUCGUUUCUUUGACUAUUCUCAGUAACUAAUUGUAUGUGCCAUUGCAUCCUAUGCAAUGGUCUUUUUUUCAAUGAUGGGACCAUGCACAAGGUACUUGUGCAGUGUGCUAAUCAUUUAAUGUAUUGGUCUUGUAAAAUAUUAACAUAUGAUCUACAAAUUACAUUAAGAAACAAAAUGAAUUAGCCUAUUGAAAUGGAUUUCUCAGCGAUCACUAGUCAGCACUUGUCGACUUCAUGUUGUGUGUUUGGUGGUUUGUCAGAAUGUUUAAUUUCAUUUACUCAGUUCAUUUGCUGUGAUAGCCGUUACUACUGCUUUGUGGGCAUAAGCCCUGGCGGAGGUAAACGUAAUGCGCCAUUGUGUGCGAGACUAAUUUCUGAAAUGUUUUCUCGCUGUACACCUUGCGUGUUCUCACUGUAAUAAAACCUGGUUGUUGACGUGU
Rhipicephalus sanguineus (brown dog tick) is the source of this 2811-nucleotide messenger RNA. Its product is annotated as protein AAR2 homolog. NCBI's taxonomy places the organism in Eukaryota, Metazoa, Arthropoda, Arachnida, Ixodida, Ixodidae. Gene Ontology annotation, biological process: spliceosomal tri-snRNP complex assembly. Bases 115 to 1290 code for a protein of 391 amino acids. The record is from RefSeq and is a predicted model, not a curated record. The transcript has 4 exons.